CUUGAAUUAAAGAUGAUUUCCUCAAAUAUAGUCGAGAUGCUCGACAAGCUAAGUCUUGAGCACCCAACAGUUUCAUCCCAGCUUGAAGACAUUAAGAACAACUAUAAAGAGUCAAUGUGGCAUAUUAUUACAGAUCAGUUGUAUAACCUUACCUCUGAUGCUGAGUUUGACCAGGGAGGGGACCUUGUGACCUUCUUCAAUGAUUUUGUAAUCAAGCUUGAUACCAAAAUUAAUGAGCUGAAGUACAUCAGAAUUGCUGUCAACUGUAGUCGUCAGUUCCAAAACAUUGAAGAAGCAAUCACCUUCUUAAGCAACUUGGAAGAGAAAGUUAAGGAUUCAAUCGGUGCUCAGCUAUUCCUGAAAGUCAGCAUUGCCGAGAAAAGACUUGCUCUUGGCCAAUACAAUGAAUGCUUUGAUUUGUUAGAAGAAGUUGAAGGCCAGUUGAAGGCUCAGAAUGAUAUUGACCAGAUUGUCUACUCUGAGUUAUACAAAACAUUAGCUCUGUAUUACAGAAGGAAAGAGAAGUACACAGAAUUUUACCAAAAUGGACUCCAGUUCUUGGCAUAUACCCCUGCCGAAGAACUCACAGAGCAGGAGAAGCAUGAAUGGUGCAUUAACAUGGGCAAGGCUAUUCUUCUGGGCAAGGACAUUUAUAACAUCGCCGAGCUUUUGGAAAAAGAGAUUCUAAAAUCUUUGAUCAAUACUGAUUAUGAAUGGCUCUAUGACAUCCUUAAGGCUCUAAAUACUGCUAAUAUUGAUGAAUUUGAGGAAUGCCUUAGGAAAUAUGAAGACAAGAUUAAUUCCUCUGAGGAACUUGUCAAGAACCAAAACCAGCUUGAGCAGAAAAUUAAAAUUUUGGCCUUCCUUGACCUCAUUUUCCAUAGAGAGAAAGGAGAUAGAAAUCUUGAUUUUGAAUUAAUAGCUGAUAUCACAAGGCUCAGGGUUGAAGAUGUAGAACUCCUUGUGAUGAAAUCAAUGAGUUUGGGGCUUGUCAGGGGGACUAUCGACCAAGUUGACCAGAUAGUAAGAGUCUCUUGGGUCAAACCUAGGAUGCUGCCAAGAGACAAGAUCAAGAUAAUGAGUGAAAAACUUGCUAAAUGGGAUGUACAGAUCAAGCAAACACUCGAGCUACUCACCCAAGGGAGCGAAUAAC
Moneuplotes crassus is the source of this 1153-nucleotide messenger RNA. The record is from the annotation of a GenBank genome assembly. NCBI's taxonomy places the organism in Eukaryota, Ciliophora, Spirotrichea, Euplotida, Euplotidae.